Bacidia gigantensis is the source of this 1035-nucleotide messenger RNA. RefSeq lists its product as uncharacterized. NCBI's taxonomy places the organism in Eukaryota, Fungi, Ascomycota, Lecanoromycetes, Lecanorales, Ramalinaceae. The coding region runs from base 1 to 1035 and encodes 344 amino acids. The transcript is spliced from 2 exons. The record is from RefSeq and is a predicted model, not a curated record.
AUGGGUUUCCCCUUCGAUCACCUCCAAGUAGCAUACACAUGGACUAAAGCAAGACUUGAAAACCUCGUCUUCACCGAGGGGAACCAGAGAGACUUCGGCUGGCGUGUGCACUGGAUCCAGGACCUCAGGGAGUUCCUCUGGAUCUGCUUCUUCGCCUUCUAUGCCUUUCACUGGGCGCUCCUAAUGAUCUACGCCUUCUCAAUCAGUUUCUGCAUCUGGGGGCUCUGUGGCAUCCCUGGCAUCGAUACCUUCUCGCCAGGAUCGGCCACGGUGCCCCCUCCGCAAAAUCUGUCGAUUGUUCCUCCCAGUUCGGAUUUUUCGAGGUUUUUGUUGGUGGCUCACGAGGAGCUCAGGAGCCUGGGGAUGGAUGUUCAUGGCCUGAAGGGUAAUCUGAAUCGGGCGCCGUUUGAGACGCCUGUAGUCAACUCCGAGACCAUCAAAGGACUAGCAAAGUUCUCCAACCGAACCCUUUCCUUCGCCACCCCCAUUUCGAAGUAUUCCUCCGGUGUCUGUAGGCUGAUGGACACCCUGACCCUUGACACCUCCAGCUUCUUAGGCGUUGUCAGUGCCUACAAAGACUGGGAGAAUUGCACAAACACGGCGUAUUGCACCACUUCCUACUCCACCAGCUUCUUUUUCCCCCUGUACGAAAUCGCCUGCAUUGUCAAUUCGCAUUUGCACAUCUCCUGGCUACCCACCUACGCCCCCAGCAGAUACCGCGUACAAAGAAAAAUUCGAUAUGAAUUUCAGCGGUUCUACCCACGACAGAUGAAGCAGCUCCGCGUCCUCCAACAAUUCGCAGAGCACGAAUACCCGGCCUUCCGCGCCCAGGUGGGCAAGCUAGUCUUCGAUUCUCAGGCUGACAUCACCUCCUCAUUGAUGCCGCUCGAAGACCACGUCCGCGAAAUCUACUACUACUUGGGUCCACGGCAGUAUAUGCCCUUUCUAUACCCACAAAGCGUCACGGACAGGCUUCAGGAUAUUACUGAAUUAAAGAAGCACUACAAGGACAUCGGGUUUGCUGUUGGAGUGUGA